UAAAAUGGUUAAUUUAACAACACUUUUAAAAGUUUGCAUUGCGAUUGUAUGUUUUAAUCAAAGUUUCGGAAGAAAAGACUUACCAACAUUCGACACACUAGAAAAAGCGAAAGCUAGUAUUCUCACUCUAAUAGAGUCUGUUAAAAAUAAUAAAGAUUUACCAAUGAUUGCCGGAACCGUUCGUCUUCUGUUUCAUGAUUGUAUGGGACAAGGAAAAUGUGAUGGUUGCAUUAAUCAUUCGAGACCAUUAAAUGCAGGUUUAAAAAAGGUUACAGAUCGACUUGAUCCUUUGUACGAUACAUCAUUUAAAGGGAAAAUGUCAAGAGCAGAUUUUUAUGCUUUAGCGGCAUCCGUUGCUCUCACUAGAUCUACUGUUGAGGCUCCGGCUAAAUACAAUGGGUUAAACCAUUUUAAAGUUGGUAGAAAAGAUUGCGCUACUUCGCCAAUAGAAGAUGAUUCUGGACCAUAUAGAUUUAUAAAAGGAACAGACAGUACAAAAGACACAUUUAAAUUUUUUAAAGAGGAGUUUGGAUUUAGUAUAAGAGAAGCUGUAACUCUUUUAGGAGCACAUACCUUAGGUGGUUGUCAUUUAGAAAAUGUGGGUUUUGUUGGAUCUUGGGUUGAUAAACGGUUUUCGACAGUACCAAAUGGUUCUUUAGCUCCAACAAGCGUGCUUGACAACGCGUAUUACAGAAUGUUUAUUGAUAUAGUACCUUGGUUGCAAGUAACCAUUAAUGAUAAAAAUAAACAAUGGCAGGAAAUAACUCAUACUACACCAAACGAUAAGCUUCCUAAACCAAACAGAGUACCAAUACUUCUAAACGUUGACAUGGCUAAUUCAUGGGUUAUUAAACCGACGGACAAUAACGGCUCUGUUUCUUGCACACCAACUUCUUCAAAAACACGUUGCCGACAUUCGACAGCUCAUAAAUAUGCUAAACAGUAUGCACGUGAUAACGCUCUUUGGGUGAAAGAGUUUACCAAAAUGUUUUCCCGCAUGAUUAAUAUGAAUGAAAAUAAACUUUAUAAUGCUCCAAAACUUAUGGAUUUGUUGCUAUCCAAUGCCAUUAAAGCCAAGCAUUUUCCUAAUAUUACGACUUACAAAGCUAAGCUUUGUAAUAAUCUCAAAGAAUUAAAUUCAAACUUUCCUGUUGACCGUGUUGAAUCAUUAGCUCAAUCUCAUGUAAAGUUUGGCAUAGGUAAUGAAACUAAAAUUAUAGAUGUAAAUACUGAUAUUACUCCAAAUCCAAUCUUACUUAAUUGUAUUCCUUGUUCAUCAAAUCAGUCUUCAAGCCUUCCUUUUUACGAUGUUUCUACUUACAAUGAGCGCGGUAGACAUCUAUCUGCUGGCAAAGAUGAUUUAAUGUUAUUAGAUCUAAUUAAAAAACCCCUUGAAUAUUCCUGGUUAGCUUACUCACAGAUUGAAGAUGGAGCAUACUGCAUUCCAUGUAAACUGUUGGCAAGCAGAAUUCCAAACAAUACUUCAAUAGUCAAUUUUUUUCGAAAACCUUUUAAAGUAUGGGGUAAUGCAAUUCGUGCUUAUAUGGAUCACAAUAAUAAUUACUUUCUACGGUUUAUUGAAUGUAAAUCUGGUACAACUGGUCUUAGUCUUGCGCAAAACAUUAUUUCUGCAAUUGAUGAUCUUGGUCUUGAUAUCCAAAAAAAUUAG
Hydra vulgaris (swiftwater hydra) is the source of this 1669-nucleotide messenger RNA. NCBI's taxonomy places the organism in Eukaryota, Metazoa, Cnidaria, Hydrozoa, Anthoathecata, Hydridae. The record is from RefSeq and is a predicted model, not a curated record.